CUCCGCUCCGCGCCCGCUGCCGCCGGUACCGGUUUGUCCUUUCCCCUGCCAAGGUGCCCUGAGUGCCACAGGAGGAGGGGACACCUGCCCAGGAGGAAGCAGCAGAUCCUGGAACCCUCCAGGCCUGGGGAGGGAGGCAGAGGCUGCUCUGCAGGGAGGAUUCUGCAGUGCUGGGGCCCGGGGCAGAUGGCACAGAAUGUCCACAAGUAACAACAUAGCCCAGGCCAGGAAGCUCGUGGAGCAGCUGCGCAUCGAGGCGGGGAUCGAGAGGAUCAAGGUGUCCAAAGCCUCGUCAGAGCUGCUGAGUUACUGCGAGCAGCAUGCCCGCAGCGAUCCCCUCCUGGUGGGAGUUCCUGCCUCGGAAAAUCCCUUCAAGGACAAAAAACCCUGCACCAUCCUAUAGCCCUGGAAGGUUCCAGAAGGAAUUCCCAGCUCCCAGAUCCCAGCCUGAACCAGCCCACAGCCCUGGAAGGUUCCAGAAGGAAUUCCCAAAUCAUCACAGCCUGGGGG
This is a messenger RNA of Catharus ustulatus (Swainson's thrush), 510 nucleotides long. It is a transcript of the gene GNG7, whose product is annotated as G protein subunit gamma 7. The record is from RefSeq and is a predicted model, not a curated record. The coding region runs from base 197 to 403 and encodes 68 amino acids. The transcript is spliced from 5 exons. Gene Ontology annotation, molecular function: G-protein beta-subunit binding. Gene Ontology annotation, cellular component: heterotrimeric G-protein complex. Lineage: Eukaryota; Metazoa; Chordata; Aves; Passeriformes; Turdidae. Gene Ontology annotation, biological process: G protein-coupled receptor signaling pathway.